UUUCAGUUUGUCUCCUUCUUCUCUCUCAAGCCAAGAAGAUCACAUUUCUUUCAAGGAAUCAGAGAUCCUUCUUGCAAAGGAUUUCAGAGGGUGCUUGACGUGCACGGAAUAAAAAUGUUGGGGGAUCUCAUAACCAGAGUUCUUGUGCUGAUUCUUGGUUAUGCAUAUCCUGCACUUGAGUGUUACAAAACGGUGGAGAAAAACAGAGUCGGCAUCGAAGAACUUCGUUUUUGGUGUCAAUAUUGGAUUCUUGUGGCAAUUCUUACGGUUCUUGAGAGUGUGGCGGACAUAUUCAUUUCAUGGGUGCCCAUGUAUGGGGAGAUGAAGCUGGCCUUUUUCAUCUAUUUAUGGUAUCCAAAGACCAAGGGGACCGGCUAUGUGUACGAUAGUAUGUUGCGGCCAUAUGUGGCGAAGCACGAACCGGACAUCGACCACAAGCUGCUGGAGUGGAGAGCAAGAGCCUGGGAUUUGGCCGUUUUCUAUUGGCAAAACUGCACAGAAUUGGGGCAGACAGCAUUCCUCCAGGUCCUGGAAAAAUUUGCUGCUCAGACUGGAAGGUUUAAGAAGACAGGAAAUGAGAGAACAAAUCACGAUUCCGGCACGUCCCCGCCGCCGCCCCCAAGCGGGCCGCCCUCAUUCCACGGUUCAUCCAGGAAGCGAGAUAGUAAGUCAGGCAAGAGCAACAAGUGGCCUCCGGCUCCGAGCGCCCCUCCAUUUCCCGGUAGCCUAAUCAACCACUUCAUGGCCGAGCCGCCAAAAUCCGAGGUCGCACACGCUCACCUCUACAACCAAGCGGAGUACGGGUACCCGGACGACACGGACCACGGCCCACCCGCUUCCCCAGAAACCCACUGGAACCUAAAGUCGAGGCGCGCCCCAAAACCACACCAUUGAU
This is a messenger RNA of Corylus avellana, 895 nucleotides long. RefSeq names its product HVA22-like protein J (gene HVA22J). The record is from RefSeq and is a predicted model, not a curated record. NCBI's taxonomy places the organism in Eukaryota, Viridiplantae, Streptophyta, Magnoliopsida, Fagales, Betulaceae.